AUGGUUAUUAUUCAAACAUUAUUUAAAUGUAUUCGAUAUAAUAAAGUUUUAUUAAACCUUCAUCAACUAGCAAUCAUUUCACCAUCUUCUGCUGAAACAAAAUCUUCAAAUGUUUCUUCAUUAGCACCAUUAAAUAAUACAUCAACUAAUAUUAAUGCAAUGACUAUUCGACAACUGAUGAUUUAUUUAUUUGAUUCACGUCAUGUAUCAAGUAUCAAUAGUGAUCAAUCCAAAGAAAAUAGUGCAAUACGAGAGUAA
Messenger RNA from Rotaria sp. Silwood2, 258 nucleotides. Lineage: Eukaryota; Metazoa; Rotifera; Eurotatoria; Philodinida; Philodinidae. The record is from the annotation of a GenBank genome assembly.